Molecule: messenger RNA, 2389 nt
Organism: Lotus japonicus
Lineage: Eukaryota; Viridiplantae; Streptophyta; Magnoliopsida; Fabales; Fabaceae
Product: probable glycosyltransferase At5g03795
Exons: 5
Coding region: 362-2131 (589 amino acids)
Molecular function (GO): glycosyltransferase activity
Source: RefSeq, a predicted model, not a curated record
UUCAACUCUGUUUUGUUUAGUUUAUUUUAGUUUCCAGUAUUAAUUAAAUAAUUCUACAAGCAAACCAUUUUGGUGUUUGUUUACUUCUGCUUCUGGAACUGCAUCUGCAUGGAAAAAGAAACAAAACUUUGAACCUCCUCCUAGUUGAUGAAAUCACAUGAUUCUUUUCUUCCCCUGUACUGUGUAUCAUCAGAAUUGAUCUUGUUGAAGGUCACCAUAAAGGCAUAAACGGCUAGUUUGUCUUUUGGUUAGAGGAAGUGAAGGCCUUGCCUUCUUCUUUUGCUGCGUGUGUUUCUGAACUUGGUUGCAAAUUAGCCGAGCGAUUAUGCUCAUUGCCAUCAACUGACAGCUGUUGAAGAAAAUGGGUCAAGAAUUUUUAUCCUUGUUUCAUCUUGAAACAAAGAGAUUACUAUGGCUUAUUGGUAUUACUUUUGCUGUGAUCAUAGCUUUUCAGUAUCUUGAGCUUCCAUAUGGUAUCUUUAGCUUCCAUACUACCGCUCCAUCACCUAAAUUGGAACCAAACUCUACUGCUGAACAUGAUCUUGAGAUGUCUGCAACAAUAGCUGGUUUGGUCUUAGAACCAGGAAGCCCACCAAACCAAUCUUUAGUAUUUGAUGAAUCUGAUAACAUUACUACGGUUUUGAGUUUUUCGACAAAUGGUUCAGUAGAAGAGAACAUUACAUCUAGACCUGAAAAUAAAUCUGCAAGUUCCUCUGCUUCUUCUCCUGAAAAGGCACCACCAUAUUUAACCCCACCUUUUAGUCCUGCAACAAAUGUGAGCACAAAUAUUACAUCUGCAGUGUUAUCAAAUGAUUACAACAAAUCCUUAUCUCAGAAGGACAACAUAAAUUCUAUGAAGGAAGGGAGUUUUAGGCCAUCAACAAAUGAGAUUGGACAUUCUCAUAUACCAGUUCCAGAAGUCACAUCUGUAUCUGAAAUGACCAAGUUAUUGAUUCAAAGUCAUGCUUCCUAUCGUCCUAUGAGGCCAAGGUGGUUUUCAGCUGUUGAUCAAGAGUUACUGCAGGCCAGAUUACAGAUUGAAAAUACACCAAUCAUAAGGAAUGAUCCAAAUCUUUAUGCUCCCAUUUAUCAAAAUGUUUCCAUGUUCAAGAGGAGCUAUGAGUUAAUGCAGGAGACUCUGAAAGUGUAUGUGUACAGAGAAGGAGAUAGACCCAUACUGCACUCACCAUUUCUGACAGGAAUAUAUGCAUCUGAGGGAUGGUUCAUGAAGCUGAUGGAAGCUAAUAAAAGAUUUGCAACUAAAGACCCAAACAAGGCUCACCUGUUUUACUUACCUUUCAGUUCUCGUAAGCUGGAGGAAACAUUGUAUGUGAAGGAUUCACAUAGGCGUGGCAACCUGGUUCAAUAUCUUCAUGAUUAUGUGGACCUCAUUGCGGGGAAACAUCCUUUCUGGAACAGAACCGGAGGUGCUGAUCAUUUCCUUGUUGGCUGCCAUGACUGGGCCCCAUCAGAAACAAAGGAGCGCCUGACCAACUGCAUAAGGGCCCUGUGCAAUGCUGAUGUAAAAGAAGGUUUUGUGUUUGGCAAAGACGCUUCUCUUCCUGAAACAUUUGUCCGCAAUGCUCUGAACCCCACCAGGGAUGUUGGUGGAUAUCCAGCUUCAAAGAGGAAAACACUAGCCUUUUUCGCAGGGCAAGUGCAUCAUGGUUAUGUGAGGCCAAUACUGUUGCAUCACUGGGAGAAUAAAGAUCCUGACAUGAAAAUCUUUGGGACAUUGCCAAGGUCCAAGGGUAACAGAAACUACAUCCAGUACAUGAAGAGUAGCAAGUACUGCAUUUGUCCCAGAGGGUAUGAAGUGAACAGUCCGCGAGCUGUGGAAGCCAUUUCCUAUGAAUGUGUUCCGGUUAUUAUAUCUGACAAUUUUGUCCCACCAUUUUUUGAGGUUUUGAAUUGGGAAUCCUUUGCUGUUAUUGUUUUGGAGAAGGAUAUUCCAAAUUUGAAAAAUAUACUGCUUUCCAUCCCAGAGAAAAGGUAUCUUAGAUUGCUGAUGAGGGUCAAAAAGGUGAAGCAGCAUUUCCUUUGGCAUAAGAACCCUGUCAAAUAUGAUAUAUUUCACAUGAUUCUUCAUUCUAUAUGGUACAACAGAGUCUUCUCUGCAUCUGCUAGAUAACAUGGAUAUUUUCUCAUGUCUAUCUUGCGCCCUUUGAUUUUCCUAAAACUCAAUUAGUGACUUAUUUGUAAUAAUGUACUUGGUCAGCCUGAAUGACAUUGGUCGUGCUGAGUAGGAGGAAGAGUGGUCAUUUUGGGUCGACAAGAAUAGCAACCCCAACUUGAUAUGUAAUGUACAUGAAAUGUCAAGAUGAAUAAACAUUGCCAAGUUAAGCGAUAAAAUAUGUCAAAUAAAACAAAAUACAUUAUGAGAUCAUAA